CAACCAGGAGCAGCCAUGGACACCAAACUGGAUGCCAGACAAGGACAGUUCCCGGCCUCGUUUCCGGAGACAUUUAAGAAUUUCUUUGAAAUGAUGAAUGAAGAUGAGGAUCGUGUGGACUUGUUUGCUAAUUUGUUGGAGGACAAGGUCAUUCCGCGAUCCAACAGCCCUAUGUAUGCGCAACGUCAGCGCUGCGGUGGCAGUCUGCGCAGCCAUAGCGGCCACAGCACCAUGGCGGACAGACAUGGCGCCAGCGGCGGCAGCAGCAGCACCGGAGGUAGCAACACCGGUCUCAACCGUGUGAGCUUCUGCGGCGUGGGCGCCAGCGGCGAGCAUGCGCAGGAGCCCGUGCAUGGUCAGGGCCAGGGGCAGGCACACGCGGAGCGCGGAUGCGGCGUGGCGCUGGGCAGCAGUGGCAAUUUGUUCUGCAAGCACAUCAAAUACUGCUGCCUGCAUCAGCAUCCGGCGCAGCCGGCAGAUGGGCAGCAGGCACCGCCGCCUCCGCCGUCGCAGCAGUCGCUUUCACAGUCGGCCGGCGCAGCACCAGCCACCAAUUGCGUCAAAACGCACACCCACAGCAGCAGCAACAAAAACAGCGGCGCUAGCUACCAAGAAUAUGCGAGCGACACACGUCUGGGGCCCGAUGGCGAGGAUAAUAGUGGCGCUCAUUCUGGUGCCGGUCACAGUCGCCUGCUGCCCGAUGGACCCAGCACAGCGGCAGCUGCCAAGCUCCAACAACAGCAACAACUACAAAAGCGCCAUUCGGUCAUUUUGGAGCGCGCUUUUGAUUUUGACGCCAGCUGUGACGAGAGCGAUACGCUUAGCAGCAGCACGCCGGAGCCGAGCAUUCGAGGUGUCCCCGUGCCAUCUCCGGCUCCACAUCAACCGGCCUACAACAUGCUGAAGCCCAUCCUUAAGCAACCGCAACAGCAGCAGCACCAUACCACUGGACAUCGACUGCUGCCCACGCCUCCAACAAAUUGUGGCAAGGGCGCUUAUCAUACGCGGGAGGCGGCUCUGCAUAGGGUGCAGCAGCAGAGCGGUAUGUUGCUAUCGAGCAGUCGCAGCAACCUCAAUGCAUUAGGCAUGGGAGUGUACACAAGCAGUGGUGCGGGACCCUCCUCCUACAACAGCUACAACAACAGUGGCUCUGCGAUGGCUGGCAGCAGUGCCAACUUACACAGUGGCCAGCAACAGCAGCAACAGCAGCAACAACAGCAACAACAAGUGCAAUUUGGCCCAGCAAAUGUUCCGGGCAGUAGCUACAACCUGGCCUACAAUCGUGAUCCAGGGUCGCCCACAGCUGCAGGCUCUGGAGCUGCGAGCACACGCAACAGUUAUGGAGAUUUUUUGAAUGCCGCCUUCGGUGGCGGCAGCGGCUGCGGAUUCGCCAGUCGUGGCAGCAUGAGCCAAAGCAUACGCGUGCAGAAAUCUCCGAUUUUGAAUCGUCGACGUUCCUCAUCCAUUGCCUCCAAUUUACUGCACAACGAUGUAGGCGGCUAUAGUCGGAAUAGCAUUGGAGGCGCUCCGCAAAUUCCCGAGGAUCUGAUGCGCAACAAUCCGCGUGAGCGCAUGUCGCUGGCCAAGUCUCCUCUGGGCCGGGCUACCGUGGAGAGUGGCGUGCUUACAUUUCAACAGGCGAUGUCUGGAGCAGUGUCGCCACAAUAUGGGUCAGUUGCAGCAGUGGCGGCCGGCAAUGCCAGCGAAUUGGAUUGUCUAAUGGGCUCUUCAACGGCACUGGCAGCUGUAGCCGAAGAUACAACCACCAGUGGACCGGAUGCGACAGACUCACCGACGGCAGACUCUAGCGAUGACUCGCCCGCCGCCACAGCCACUGCACAUCCUGUGAAGGCACACGGCUUGUCACAGCCACCACACAGCACCCAAAUUCGCGAGAGAGGCGUGGGUGAGGCGGCAGUGGUGGCAUCCUCGUCAUCCAAUGCUGCGCCGGGCCAUAUGCAUGGCAGUUCGGCAACCAUAGCAGCUGCCGCACAUGUGGGUAGUCGUCUCACGGAACGGCAACGCAUGCGGACCUCGAGCAUGCCUGCAGAGAGUCGCAAGCCUCGUUUGGCGGACACACGUCGUGCGGCCAUACACUGUGCUGAUCUGGAUAUGGAUUAUUAUCGUUUACGCAGCUUCAGCAUCACAUCGCAUGGCGUUUGCAAUUUGGGGGACUCAUUGCGGAGCCGUAGGUCACGUUCAAUCAACUCUGUGACAUCGACGGGCACUUCAAAUAGCGGCGUGGACCGGCAUAAUAGCAACGCAUCGCGCACCUCGGCCGACAUUAUAGAUGAACUGGCGGAUCCGUCACAACAGAACGGCCAGCAUAUACCCGCCUAUAAGAUAGCCAUGCUGGGCGCCGCAGGUGUGGGCAAGACAACACUUACUUACCAAUUUACCACCUCGGAUUACAUUUGCGCCUACGAUUUGAGUUUGGACGAUGAUUAUGGACAGAAAACGGUUUCAGUGCUGGUCGAUGGCAUUGAAACGGAUUUGGAAAUUAUUGAUCAUCCAGCUUGUGAAAUGUCGACCGAGGCUUUCUGUGCCACCUAUAACAUUGACCUGUUCGUCGUCGUUUACUCGGUGGUGGACCGCAGCACUUUCAAGGCCGCCGAGAAGGUCCUGCAGUAUUUGAAGGAGAACGAAAUGCUUUUGACGCGUGGCGCCAUUUUGGUGGGCAACAAGACGGAUUUGGAACGACAUCGCGAGGUGCCCCGACAAAUGGGUCGUAAAGUGGCUAAGGAGAUAGCGUGUAAGUUUAUUGAGACUUCCUCGGGCCUAGAUCACAAUGUCGACGAGCUGCUGGUGGGGAUUGUGGCGCAAGUGAAGCUUAAUCCGCAACGCAUACGCCUGCUGAGCGAACGGGACCGACAACGCUUGAAUUUACAAAGCACCAUCCAAAAGCAUCGACGCAUGCAUAUGCCAACUCGUCGGAUUGUGCGACAGAUGUCCAUGUGUCAGGGAGACGACGGUGAUCCCGACGAUUAUGGAGACGAGGCUGGCGACGAGCUUCACGGCGAGCUGGACUACGACGAGGGCGAGGAGGGUGCGGUGGGUGGUGUGCCCGAAAAUGGCGCCGAGACUAAGAACGGACGUGGUCAGGUGCGUAAGCAAAAUCGUCGCACCCUCAAUCUGGAGAGUAUACUAAAGAUGGGCGAGAGCGAGCUAGAGGACGAAGAGGCUGAGGCCCAACGCCUUCAGACACACGCUGCUAGUGGCGGCGGCAGCUCAAGUGGGGGGAAUCCCAAGAGUAAGUUCGAGAUGUUGGCCGCUGGCAUGCGGAAUCGCUCGCCCUUCUGCAAUACGAAUGCCGCCUCCAAGAAUAGGCAUUCCUAUGACAACGGGCCCUCUACAUCCGCUCAAGCGGCUGCAGCAGCAGCAGCACUUCAGCAGAGGAAUGCGCGCACCUUGGACGAUGCACAGCUAGGCGAGGGGGCUAGUGGGCGCAGCGACUGCAAUCGCAAGGUGGUGAACAAGUUGACGGCUCGCACCAAGGUCUUCUUGUCAUCGGUGCUGCGCUUCAAGAAGUCCAUCAACAUGAAGCGACGCAACUCGUCCAGCUGCAGCGAUUUGUUUGUCAUCUAA
Messenger RNA from Scaptodrosophila lebanonensis, 3585 nucleotides. RefSeq lists its product as uncharacterized. NCBI's taxonomy places the organism in Eukaryota, Metazoa, Arthropoda, Insecta, Diptera, Drosophilidae. The transcript is spliced from 14 exons. Gene Ontology annotation, molecular function: GTPase activity; GTP binding; calcium channel regulator activity. The coding region runs from base 16 to 3585 and encodes 1189 amino acids. Gene Ontology annotation, cellular component: plasma membrane. The record is from RefSeq and is a predicted model, not a curated record.